AUGAAGCUCGCUGUCAUCCUCGCCCUGGCCACCCUGGCUCUCUGCUGCAGCCCUGCUUCUGCAGCGAUCUGCCUGAACUUUCUGAAUGUCAUCAAAACCCUCUUCACGGACACGCUCUCCAAUUACGAGGCUGCGAUUGAAUUUUUCGUCCCAGACGCCGACAUGAAAGAUGCGAUGAUCCAGCUGAAGAGUCUGGUGGACACCCUACCCUCAAACAUCACGGAGAACAUCCUAAAGUUCAUGAGUGAGGAGGUCUGCCACUGUGAGGGCCCCGGGUUCUUCUGCAUCCAGGUCAUCAUCAACUCACAUACCUUUGCCUCCCGUGAGCCCUCCACCUAG
Messenger RNA from Neomonachus schauinslandi (Hawaiian monk seal), 339 nucleotides. RefSeq names its product secretoglobin family 1A member 1 (gene SCGB1A1). Bases 1 to 339 code for a protein of 112 amino acids. The record is from RefSeq and is a predicted model, not a curated record. Gene Ontology annotation, biological process: signal transduction. NCBI's taxonomy places the organism in Eukaryota, Metazoa, Chordata, Mammalia, Carnivora, Phocidae. Gene Ontology annotation, cellular component: cytoplasm. The transcript has 4 exons.